Molecule: messenger RNA, 1629 nt
Organism: Athalia rosae (coleseed sawfly)
Lineage: Eukaryota; Metazoa; Arthropoda; Insecta; Hymenoptera; Athaliidae
Product: transcription factor Sp5-like
Exons: 2
Coding region: 327-1268 (313 amino acids)
Biological process (GO): regulation of transcription by RNA polymerase II
Molecular function (GO): RNA polymerase II cis-regulatory region sequence-specific DNA binding; DNA-binding transcription factor activity, RNA polymerase II-specific
Source: RefSeq, a predicted model, not a curated record
UAGGCGAGCUACACGACUGCGGUGUAAUUCGUUUCGAAGGAGUUGACGGGGAAAAAAACGAAAACAAAAAAAAAAUUAGAAAAAAUAAAACCGACGAGCAUUAAACGAAAAUAAAUUAUAAGUACAAGUAAACCAACUACUAUCGCCAACUGUCAGUGGUCGUUAAAAGAAAUGUGUGUAUGAAUAAAUCCCGUGGACAUGGCGGCAAACGCGUGAAUUAUUUAUUUAUUUUUUUCGUUAUAAGGAUAAUCGAACGAAUAAAAUAGUUCGAAAAAAUUUUUGAAGACUUUGAGAUCAUAGAGUGAUACGAAAAACAGUGAAGUGCGAUGGCCCAAGUGAUGCAAUAUCAACAGCUAGGAGUGACGGCGAUGUCGCCUAUGGCUGGUAUGACGCCUAUGCCGAGUAUCUCGAUGCAAAUGCACCAAAAUCACGUGAUGGAUUACGGAGCUGGUGUUCAUUACCAGGCUUAUAAUCCCGCGGCUAUACCAACCCAUCAUUUUCAAAGCCCGAGUCAGUCCUCUUAUUGGUUUCCCGGUUCUUCGUCGGGUCACAGUCAGCUACCGGAGCCCCUGACACCUCCCGGAUACAGCGUACCUUCCAUGCCGGGGAGCACGGCCUCCUGGACCACGCAGCCUCAUCUGUCUCAGUCUCAAAUACCCCAGAUACCCUCCGGCCAACAUUAUCCACUUCCACCGAGUCCGCCGGAACUACCCCCGAGUCCCCAAGGUCACGGAUCACCCUAUCAGUGGCCGUUGAUGCCGUUGACACCGCCGGCGGAACACCACAUUUUAAACUCUACGGAAGAAACGAAAUCCGGAAGAAAAUGCACGAGAUGCAGAUGUCCGAAUUGUCAAGUAGACGGCGGAGCUCCCCUGGGUGCUGACGGGAAGAGACAGCACGUGUGCCACGUACCGGGGUGCGGUAAAGUUUACGGAAAGACGUCGCACCUGAAGGCGCAUCUGAGAUGGCACACGGGGGAGAGACCUUUUGUCUGCAACUGGUUGUUCUGCGGUAAAAGAUUCACGAGGAGCGACGAACUUCAACGUCAUCUGAGAACGCACACCGGCGAGAAAAGAUUCGCCUGUCCGGCCUGCGGUAAAAGAUUCAUGAGGAGCGAUCACCUAACGAAACACGUGAAGACCCACGAGAAUCAGAAGAGAAAAUCAUCCAGAAAAGACGCCGCCAACAAGGAGAACGACGUCGUUCAAGAAUCGCAACUCGUAUCCAGACAGCAAUAUCCCGUUCCGGGACACUAUCCCAUACCCUGAUACCGCCCCCGCCCCCCCAGUAAUUGUAGAUUCGAUUUAAUUCGUUGUUUUACUCGUUCAGAAAAUCUGAACGCUGCAAAAUACUUUUUUUACGGCUGAUGAUCAGCUGAUGAAUUUCAAGUGCCUGGAGCAAAAUAGCAGCAAAUAUUUCCCGAAUCCGUGUGCGUGUGUGAAGUGUUUGUAUAUAUAUACAUACGAAUGCGUGUACUUUGGAUUUCUUGAUUCUGUUCGUUUUUUUUUUUUCUUUUUUACUCGUCUCAAUCGAAGUUCCUAUCCAACGUUACCCUUAAAAAAAACACAUUGAAUAUAUUCUUCCCCAAUGAUUUUGUAAAUAUAUCAACGUACCUAAUGUCACCGUAAU